Messenger RNA from Anolis carolinensis (green anole), 2659 nucleotides. RefSeq names its product leucine rich repeat transmembrane neuronal 1 (gene lrrtm1). The record is from RefSeq and is a predicted model, not a curated record. Bases 716 to 2284 code for a protein of 522 amino acids. The transcript has a single exon. Gene Ontology annotation, cellular component: extracellular matrix. NCBI's taxonomy places the organism in Eukaryota, Metazoa, Chordata, Lepidosauria, Squamata, Anolidae. Gene Ontology annotation, molecular function: protein binding.
GUCACAGUAUUAACUGCAGAGGAAAAAAGGACGGAGGGGGAGAGGGAGAAAGGAAGGAAUGAAGAUCAACCCUUAUGCCCAUACUUCUGAAACUUGAAGGUCCUGGGAGUCAGCUUAAAAAUAAGGGAGGACCAAUUUUUUCUUAUUUUUUUUCUUUUUUCUUGGUAUUUUUUUUAAAAGAGCUAGCUGGACAUGCCUCUCGCCCUUUGAGACGGAGCAAAGUGAGACAUUGUGAGCCUGCCAGCCUCGCAGAAAGCUGAAAGAGACAGAAUUUGUAGCAACAGAGAGCUCUUUUUAAGCUCUGCAUAUAAUUAAGUCCAAACACAAAGGAAGCCGCUGAAUGGAGGUUGUCACUCUCUGGAAAAGGGUGGGUAAGACACUUUUUAAUUUCAUUCUUUCAUGAAGAGAGAGAGAGAUUUUUUUAAUUGUUUUGUUCUUUGCUGCAACAUCUAAAAUGGACAGAGUCCCUUGUACCUUUUGAAUGUCUCUGAACUUUAAUGCUGUACAGAUUGCUGCAUGUGGUUUUCUUUUUUCUCUUUUAAACAAAUCUCCAAAGUGAAAUACUUGGCCCGAUGAUGCUCUUAUUUUUGCCUCGUCCCCAUCCCCUCGUCCCCUGUUUUACAUACAAUAUGAUGUAGAAUUCGUGCAAGAAAGGAAACUGACGAACAAAAGAUUCAAUGGACAUUCUCAAGCACAUUUGGGGAUAUUCUUGCUAAUGGAUUUCCUUCUUAUCGGUGUCUGUUUAAACUGGCUGCUGAGGAAGCCCCCGGGGUGGAUCCUGUGUACACUGGGUCUCUUUUUCAAAAUGCUUCCAGCUGUGAAUAGUGGGUGUCCGCAGCUCUGUCGGUGUGAGGGCAGGCUUUUGUACUGCGAAUCGCUCAAUCUCACAGAGAUGCCGCACAACCUGUCGGGCGUGAUGGGCUUGUCGUUGCGGUACAACAGCCUCUCUGAGCUGCAUGAUGGACAGUUCACAGGGUUAAUGCAACUCACGUGGCUCUAUCUGGAUCACAAUCACAUUUGCUCAGUGGAGGGAAAUGCCUUUCAAAAGCUGCGGAGAGUUAAAGAACUCACUCUGAGUUCCAACAAAAUCACACAACUGCCCAACACCACCUUCCGGCCCAUGCCGAACCUGCGCAGUGUGGAUUUAUCCUACAAUGAUCUGCAGGCUUUGGAGCCGGACCUGUUCCAUGGCUUGCGGAAGCUGACGACUUUGCACAUGCGGUCCAACGCCAUCAAGUUCGUGCCCGUCCGAAUUUUCCAGGACUGCCGCAGCCUCAAAUUUCUGGACAUAGGAUACAAUCAGUUGAAAAGCCUGGCUCGAAACUCGUUUGCAGGCUUGUUCAAACUCACCGAGUUACACCUUGAGCACAAUGACCUGGUGAAAGUGAACUUGGCCCACUUCCCGAGGCUCAUCUCCUUGCACUCCCUUUGCCUACGGAGGAAUAAGGUCACUAUCGUGGUGAACUCCUUGGACUGGAUAUGGAAAUUAGAAAAAAUGGACCUCUCGGGCAACGAGAUCGAAUAUAUGGAACCUCACGUUUUUGAAAGUGUACCUCAUCUCCAGUCCCUUCAGCUGGAUUCUAAUCGACUCACCUACAUUCAUCCACGCAUCCUCAACUCCUGGAAGUCCCUCAUGAGCAUCAGCCUUUCUUCAAAUGUCUGGGAUUGUGGCCGUAACAUUUGUGCCUUGGCCUCUUGGCUGAGCAACUUUAAAGGCCGCUAUGACAGCAACCUACUGUGUGCCACCCCUGAGUAUGCACAGGGUGAGGAUGUCUUAGAUGCAGUGUUUGCUUUUCACUUGUGUGAAGACGCAACAGACCCCACGAGUGAUGUCAACCUGCUGUCUGCUAUAGCUAACAACAGUGACCAAAUGUUCAGCUACAGCCCUGCCACUGUCAACUACGACAUGCAGGACACGGAAGGGGACAGAACGACAAAUGCCGUCACGGUAACUAUAGUGAACGAGAAUCCAGAGAAUGCGGUUCAGAUUCACAAGGUGGUGACGGGGACCAUGGCCCUCAUCUUCUCUUUCCUCAUAGUGGUUUUGGUGUUGUACGUUUCAUGGAAGUGUUUCCCAGCCAGUCUUAGGCAACUGAGACAGUGUUUUGUGACACAGCGUAGAAAGCAGAAACAAAAACAAACCAUGCAUCAAAUGGCUGCAAUGUCAGCCCAGGAGUAUUAUGUUGAUUACAAACCCAACCACAUUGAAGGCGCUCUGGUGAUCAUUAAUGAGUAUGGAUCCUGUACUUGCCACCAGCAGCCAGCAAGGGAAUGUGAGGUGUGAUUUAACUCUUUUCCGGUGGGGGAUUUAACUGAGUGUACAACCAAAUAGCAGUGGGCACAUAAAAAGACAGUUGGAUAAGGGUUGACUGUUGCUUACCAAUGCCCAUCUUUGAUGAAUUGUUAAAAAAAGAAAGAAAGAGAGGAGCUGUCCAAAAAGACUUGAUAUUUUUAGCUUUACUGUGGCUUAAUACCUUCAAGACAUUCAACUUUCAAAAAAGAGAUAAGCUAUUUCACAUAACAGCUCUCUUUAAAGAUCUCUAAAGAUUCAGAAAAAAAUUCCAAGAGUGUAAAGAAAAGUACCAAUUAUUGAUUUUUUUUUGUAAAAGAACAACAAAAAAUAUGUUUAAAAUAAAAGCAAAAUAGCAUUUACAAUUUU